GAUAUGGCGGCCAUCCGGAAGAAGCUGGUGAUAGUAGGUGAUGGCGCUUGUGGGAAAACGUGCCUCCUUAUUGUUUUCAGCAAAGACCAGUUUCCCGAAGUCUACGUUCCCACAGUGUUUGAAAACUACAUCGCUGAUAUUGAAGUGGAUUGUAAACAGGUGGAGUUGGCAUUAUGGGAUACUGCGGGCCAAGAAGACUACGACAGAUUGAGGCCACUCUCCUACCCGGACACCGACGUCAUCCUCAUGUGUUUUUCCAUCGACAGCCCGGACAGUUUAGAAAACAUUCCUGAAAAGUGGACGCCGGAGGUGAAGCACUUCUGUCCCAAUGUUCCCAUCAUCCUGGUGGGGAACAAGAAGGACCUGAGAAAUGAUGAGCACACACGGAGAGAGCUGGCCAAGAUGAAGCAGGAGCCGGUCAAGGUCGAGGAAGGCCGUGAGAUGGCCAACAGGAUCAACGCCUUUGGCUACCUGGAGUGCUCUGCCAAGACCAAGGACGGUGUUCGGGAUGUGUUUGAGAUGGCCACCAGGGCGGCACUGCAGGUCCGCAAGCGCAAGAAGAGAAGUGCCUGCACAUUGUUGUGA
This is a messenger RNA of Nerophis lumbriciformis (worm pipefish), 585 nucleotides long. The record is from RefSeq and is a predicted model, not a curated record. NCBI's taxonomy places the organism in Eukaryota, Metazoa, Chordata, Actinopteri, Syngnathiformes, Syngnathidae.